Molecule: messenger RNA, 297 nt
Organism: Triticum dicoccoides
Lineage: Eukaryota; Viridiplantae; Streptophyta; Magnoliopsida; Poales; Poaceae
Product: non-specific lipid-transfer protein 2P-like
Exons: 1
Coding region: 1-297 (98 amino acids)
Biological process (GO): lipid transport
Source: RefSeq, a predicted model, not a curated record
AUGGCGGUGAGGAAGGACAUGGCCGUGGUGGUGGCGGCUAUGAUGGUGCUGGCGCUGCUGGCUCUGGCAAGCACAGCGAGCGCCGCCGCGGCGCCGUGCAACGCGGGGCUGCUGGCUGCGUGCGCGUCGCCGGUCAUGACGGGGUCCAAGCCGAGCGCCGCGUGCUGCUCCAACCUGCGCGCGCAGCAGGGGUGCUUCUGCCAGUUCGCCAAGAACCCCAUCUACGGCCGCUACAUCCAAAGCCCCUACACCCGCCAGACCGUCUCAACCUGCGGCAUCGCCCUGCCACACUGCUAG